Molecule: messenger RNA, 1227 nt
Organism: Bacidia gigantensis
Lineage: Eukaryota; Fungi; Ascomycota; Lecanoromycetes; Lecanorales; Ramalinaceae
Exons: 2
Coding region: 1-1227 (408 amino acids)
Source: RefSeq, a predicted model, not a curated record
AUGGCUAAAUUCAGAUACGACGAAAUCAGAGACGGAGACGGAAUCCGACUCAUCAUGCUCCAUCCGCGAAGGUCUCAAAGCCCGCAGCUCCAAUGCAGCCUCAUCCAUACCACGCUCUCCAAAUACGAAAAUGAGCUGAUCGAUCACUACACCGCUCUCUCUUAUGUCUGGGGAGACUCGAAGAAAACGUGCACGGUGUCAGUCAACAAUCAGGACGUGGAUGUAACCGCCAACUUGUACGCCGCUCUCAAAGAUCUCCAGGACGAGAACCGAGUCUCAUUCUUAUGGGCCGAUGCCUUAUGUAUCAAUCAGGCCGAUCUGGAUGAAAAGGGUCGGCAAGUGGCUCUGAUGGGAAGGAUAUAUGCGAGUGCACAACAUACGGUCAUCUACAUGGGUGAUCUGACUCCUGCCUCGGAGGCGCUUCUGAAACAUCUCUCAUUGUGCUCUGAUAGGCGUGAAGAUUCAUCUGAUGAUGCCAUGAAGGAUGGAGUCAGAGACAUCCUGGAGCGACCUUGGUUCUAUCGUGUCUGGGUUUUUCAAGAGCUAGUCUUAUCCCGAGAUCCUUGGAUCCAGUGUGGUAGACUUCGAGUGCGCUGGAAUCAAUUAUACGACCACAUGAAACCGCGUUCUGAGGCUCCGAUGCUAAGAAAGGCGAGUAAUUCCUUCCGCCAAAUGCACGAAGCACACGUUAAGUACAAAGAAAGCCUUUUAUCGAUUGACAAGCGGCCUAAAUUGGGGGACUUGGUCGCCACUCACAAAGGUUUUGGAGCAGCUGAUCCUCGCGAUAUGAUAUACGCCUUCCUAGGAGUUGCUUCAGAAGUUCUGGACCCAGAUCUAGCAAUCGACUACAAGAAGUCAUGCGUGGAUCUCUACAUAGACUUUGCUUGCUGCGCGAUCAGAUAUCAUGAUUACUCCAGACUACUGUCCUUGGUGUCAGAAUCCCUGUCCAAUCAACAACGUAUGCCAGACCUACCGUCUUGGGUGCCAGAUUGGUCCAGCUCCUCAGGUCAAAACAGCACUGAAUAUAUCUCUAGAAAAGCCUUAGGGUCGCAAAACUGGGAACAUUAUGUAGCGAUUAGAGAACCUCCGGUACUUGCUUUUGGUGGUCAGGAGAAAGGCGUCAUCCGAACCCUUAGGGCGCGAGGCUCUGAGUUCUUUAGAAGCAUGGGCUUUUCAACAUCAGAACUUGUUAAACUCCAUAUUGAAAGAGCAUCAUUCUUUGGGUAG